AUGGACGGUAAGCCGACUCUCACCUACAGCUCCAAAGAGAUUUUGCUGGAGCCCUAUGAGUACCUGCUUCAGGUGCCGGGCAAGGACGUGCGCGGCAAACUCAUUGAUUCCUUCAACAAGUGGCUCCAGAUCUCUGAACCUGAGCUUAAUCAGAUCAAGACCAUUGUCUCCAUGCUCCACAACUCUAGCCUUCUGAUCGACGACAUUGAAGACAACUCCGUGCUCAGGAGAGGCUUGCCCGUGGCCCACAAGGUUUACGGCGUCGCGUCGGCCAUCAACUGCGCCAACUACGUCUACUUCGUGGCGCUCCAGCAAUGCGCCUCCAUGAACAACCCCAAGGCCAGUGCCAUGUUCCUAGAGGAAAUGAUCAACCUCCACCACGGCCAAGGAUUCGACAUCUUCUGGCGAGACCACCAAAUCUGCCCCACCGAGGAAGAGUACAAGAAGAUGGUCCUCGACAAGACGGGCGGUUUGUUCCGCCUGGCGGUGAAGCUGAUCCAAGCCUUCAGCAAAGACGAACGGGACUAUAUCCCCCUCGUCAACAAGCUCGCUUACUACUUCCAAGUGCGCGACGACUUCAUCAACUUGCAAUCUCAAGACUUUAUGGACCACAAGGGCUUCUGCGAGGAUAUCACGGAGGGCAAGUUCUCCUUCCCCAUCAUCCACUCCAUCCGCGCUGUGCCGCACGACCACAGGCUUCUCUCCAUCCUCAAGCAGCGAACGAACGACGUGGAGCUCAAAAAGUACGCCGUCAAGUACAUGGAGCAGACCGGCUCCUUUGAGUACACCCGGAACAUUCUCAAGGGCCUGCACGAGGACAUCGUCCAAGAAAUCGACAGGCUGGGCGGCAACGAUCUCCUCAUGAAGAUUGUGGAGCUCCUGGCCCAGUACAAGGUGUAA
Molecule: messenger RNA, 900 nt
Organism: Acanthamoeba castellanii str. Neff
Lineage: Eukaryota; Discosea; Longamoebia; Acanthamoebidae
Product: geranylgeranyl diphosphate synthase 1, putative
Exons: 10
Coding region: 1-900 (299 amino acids)
Biological process (GO): isoprenoid biosynthetic process
Molecular function (GO): prenyltransferase activity
Source: RefSeq, a predicted model, not a curated record